Molecule: messenger RNA, 2424 nt
Organism: Kluyveromyces marxianus DMKU3-1042
Lineage: Eukaryota; Fungi; Ascomycota; Saccharomycetes; Saccharomycetales; Saccharomycetaceae
Gene: APL4
Product: AP-1 complex subunit gamma
Exons: 1
Coding region: 1-2424 (807 amino acids)
Biological process (GO): receptor-mediated endocytosis; intracellular protein transport; Golgi to vacuole transport
Cellular component (GO): Golgi apparatus; membrane coat; AP-1 adaptor complex
Molecular function (GO): clathrin-cargo adaptor activity
Source: RefSeq, a predicted model, not a curated record
AUGGGCUCGUUGCGUACGUUUAUCAAGGACGUGAGGUCGGCCAAGACGCUCGCCGAAGAACGGUCGAUUAUCACGAAAGAGUCGGCCAAGAUCCGCACAAAGCUCAAGGAUGACCACAUCUCGCUAGAGCGCAGGCGCAAGUACAUCCACAAGCUGUUGUACUUGUACAUUCUGGGGGAAAAAACGCAUUUCGCGCAGGUGGAAUGCAUCAAUUUGAUCGCGUCCGAAGAGUUCGUCGACAAGAGAAUGGGGUACUUGGCCGCAAUCCUCUUGCUCGACGAGAACCAGGAGCUCUUGACGCUUUUGACCAACUUGUUGAACAACGACUUGAACCACCAGUCGCGAUACGUCGUGUCGUUGGCCAUGAACGCGUUGGGUGCGUUGGCGUCGCCCGAGUUGGCCAGAGACCUAUACUCGGACAUCAAGAACAUCUUGGACCAUUCGAGGGAUUCGUUCUUGCUCAAGAAGGCGCUCGUGUGCGCUGCAAAGUUGAUCUCCAAGGACGCCUCGUUGCUAGAGAUCUUCGCGCCAUACCCGGCUAAAAUGCUCAGGUCAAAGGACUCCAUCAGCCAUGGUGUCCUCAUCGGUACCAACAAGUUGAUCCAGGCCAUCCUCAUCCACAGCGCCCAGUACGAGUUCGACAACUUGAACGACAUCAUCCAGAGCUUGUCGAACUUGAUCCCAGACCUCUUGGCAAAAUUGGGCAGUCUAACCUUGGGAGGCGGGUCCGCAAAUUCCCACUACAGCGCCGGCGGUUGCCUCGACCCCUUCCUGCAGGUCGAGCUCAUGACAACGUUGCGGUUGUUCUUGCAGAACUUCCCACAGCAAACCGAACCAGCAAAAAAUAAACUGCUCGACGCAUUGACCCAGGUGGCUACUUACACUCCAACUUCCUCCAACAGCAACACCGCGGUCCUAUACGAGGCCGUCCGCACAAUCUUUUCCUUCAAAGCUGAACACGCAUUGCGCGUCUUGGGUGUCAACGUCUUGGGUAACCUCGUCGCCUCCAAAGAUUGCAAUAUCAAAUACGUGUCCCUAAACGCAUUGUUGGACGUCGUGUCCGUGGAACCACAGGCCGUGCAAAGACAUAGGAAAUUCAUCUCCAAAUGUAUCUUCGACCCAGACGUCUCCAUCAAGAAAAGAGCACUGGAAAUGACGUUCGCCCUCUUGAACCCGACAAACAUGAAAGAAUUGGUCGCUGAGAUCUUGGCCUUUUUGGAAAAAUCCGGUGAGAACGACAAACCCCUCAUUCUUUACUGUGUCGACCAGCUAAUACUCGUCUUCGAUAUGCUAGACGCUUCCGAAGACAAGUGGAAACUAGACGUCAUAGUUAAAGUGCUCAAAUACGUCGGCCAAUUCAUCCCAGUAGAAAAAAUUACAGACGCCCUCAUCAUGAUCAACAACACUUCCGAUCUCGACCAUAAGAAGGACGUCGUUGCAGAUAUCGUAAAUGUUGCUCUCGAAAACGACUCCUCCGGCCAGCCAGACGAAAAUUUGGCCUGGAGAAUGGUCAGCAUAUGGUGUAUUGGUGAAUACGGUGACCUGAUCUUAGGCAUCGGAAAAUCGUCCGAAGAAUCCCUCACAAACUAUCUAUAUGAAUCAGACAGCUUGCACCGUGACAAUACUACAGUGAUACACUACGUUUUAAUGGCAGCACUAAAAUUAUCGAUCAAGAUCCAAACACCAAUGCUAAUCGAGAGACUAAGACAGCUCAUCAAGAGUCACACGCAAAACGUCAACCUCAUGAUCCAAAUUAAGGCAGUACAAUAUGACAUCAUAUUUAACCAACCAACAGCUGUUAAGGCUGCCCUAUUAGAACCGAUGCCAAUAUUUCAUAAAAAAUUGCCAGAUGCUUCGGCUGUCAAAUCUUUCACUAGCAGAGCACCUCAAACAACUGCGAAAAAGCCUGCAAAGAAAGAAGAUGACUUGUUGAUCGACUUACUAGGUGAUUUAUCCACCCCAGACUCUUCGUCGAAUCCUCAACAACCGGUCAAAACAUCUAAUGAUCUGUUGAGUGGCUUAUCUGAUUUGUCUUCUCAAGUACCACAAAACAAUGGAAACAACGUCCAUUCAACACCAAUUUUAACAAAAACUAUCAUCAAUGUACCAAAUGAUGCUAUUUCAAUUCAUAGCUCUGAGUUUGUUGAAGUCUUUUCUAAAUUUGGCUCUGUGUCCAGUGGACUUGCAGAGUUGAGUUUAUUCUUGAGGGCUAAAAAGAACAUAAACUCAUUACAGAUUUUAGUUGCCGUGCCCAAAUCUCAAGUGGCAGAAUUUGGUCCACUAUCAAGUCAUAAACUUGCUUCCAAUGAGGUGGCUAAACAGAGCUUAAAGAUUUUGGGAGGCGGUAAAGUGAAACUAAGAGUAAAAUUGAACAUCGAUUCCAAUGAAGAUCAAUUUGAUCAUAAAUACGAUGUCACUAUAUGA